Corythoichthys intestinalis (scribbled pipefish) is the source of this 617-nucleotide messenger RNA. RefSeq names its product NADH:ubiquinone oxidoreductase subunit B7 (gene ndufb7). Gene Ontology annotation, cellular component: mitochondrion. The record is from RefSeq and is a predicted model, not a curated record. Bases 163 to 531 code for a protein of 122 amino acids. Lineage: Eukaryota; Metazoa; Chordata; Actinopteri; Syngnathiformes; Syngnathidae. The transcript has 3 exons.
GUAUUUUGAGCUAUUUAUUUCCGGUAAAACCGGAAGUGGAUCCGAGGGUUAUGUGUAGGUGACCGAUUUGCAGAUAGCUGAAACAUAUUGAAAAUAUUAUCGCACCACAGAGUAAAGACAACCUACUUUAACAAAUUAAAGGUCAUACUCCAUUAGGAUACCAUGGGAGCUCACCUGGUCAGGCGAUAUAUCACCGAGACCGACACCGAACCAGAUCCGGCGAGGAAAUUUGAGUUCGACCCCCAAUUCGGGUUUCCCGAGAGGAAAGAGCGAGAGAUGGUGGCGACGCAGGAGCAGAUGAACUUGGCCCAGGUGCCUUUGGAGCAGAGGGACUAUUGUGCUCAUCACCUCCUAAAGCUGAUGAAGUGCAAAAGGGACAACUGGCCAAACUUCCUUGCCUGCAAACAUGAGAGACAUGACUGGGACUACUGUCAACAUCAGGACUACGUGAUGCGGAUGAAGGAGUACGAGAGGGAAAGGAGACUCCAACUGAGGAAGAAAAGAAUUGAGGCCCAGGCUGAAGCUGCAUAAUAGAUGACAUCUGUCCCCUUGUCUCUGUAUAUAACUACACUGUUUGCAUUAAACAGUACUGCUUAAAAUGUCACAAUCUUGCUCAU